UAGUCAUAGGGGGCGAUAACGAGCUAAGAUUACCGUUCAUCAACAUUUCCUCGCCUCUUGUCAAACGGCAAGAAGAGGGCUACUGAAUAAACAUGGCACAAAGUCUGCUUUGCCGAGUUGGUCGUGUCGUUCAAGCGGUCAGGUGGACUUCACAUGUUGCCACUCGAACGCUUUCUGCAGCAGCACAAGAAGAGCCGCUCACGCUGAAAGAACAACAGGACGGAAUCAGGAGAAUAAUUCUGAACAACCCCAAGAAGAGAAAUGCCUUGUCCCUGGCCAUGCUUGCAUCACUGCGUGAGAACAUCGUCACUGGAGUGGACAGCGAUGACCUCCGGGUCAUCGUCAUAUCAGCCCGAGGUCCAGUGUUUUCUUCUGGCCAUGACCUGAAAGAGCUGACGUCGGUCCAAGGCAGAGAGUAUCACACCAAAGUGUUUAAUGCCUGUUCUGAGGUCAUGACGCUCAUCCAAGACAUUCCGGUGCCCGUCAUCGCCAUGGUGAAUGGGGUCGCCACGGCUGCAGGGUGCCAGCUGGUGGCCAGUUGUGACAUUGCCGUGGCGACGGAGAAGUCGACCUUUGCCACGCCGGGGAUAAACGUGGGGCUGUUUUGCUCCACCCCUGGAGUGGCCAUCGGCCGAGCGGUGCCCAGGAAGGUUGCCAUGGAGAUGUUGUUCACGGGGCAGCCGGUCUCGGCCCAGGACGCCCUGCGCCACGGCCUGGUGAGCCGCGUGGUGGCGGACGAGGCAGCGCUUGAGGAGGCCACGCUGGCGAUGGCGCGGAGCGUGUGCGUGGCCAGCCGCCCGGUGGUGGCGCUGGGCAAGGCGGCGUUCCAGAGGCAGAUGGCGCAGGGGCGCGACGCGGCCUACGCCACGGCCUCCGCCGUCAUGGUGGACAACCUGGCGCUGCGUGACGGCCAGGAGGGCAUCAGGGCGUUCCUGGAGAAACGGAAGCCCACGUGGUCACACAGCACGGAGAAGGCACACAAGUGAGGGCUGUAGGGGGCGUGCAAGCGCCUUGGCAGAGUAGGGGGGUGUGUGUGUGUGUGUGCGCAUGUGUAGGGCCACAAGUGGGGGAUAUGGGUGCCUUAUCAGAAUAAGUGUGUGUGUGUGUGUGUGUGUGUGUGUAAGGCCAAUGUGGGGGACGGGAAGUAGGAUUGAACAAUUUGGAGGGGAAAAUCUAAUUGCAGUUUUUCUGACAGAUAUUGCGAUUGAGAUUUGAUUUUGCAAUAUAUUUUUCAAUGUCAAGCUUCAGUUCAAUAUUCCAAAUGUCGCUUUAAAUUGGGCCACUUCUUAUUGGUGAGCAUGCCAAGUGCAUGAGAAGCACGGCACUCCUGAUUGGUGAGCACUGCUGUCUGUCAUUCAAGGAGGAUGAGCUGAAUAUAAAAAUCAGAUGUGACAAGAGUAACCAUUUGGACUGAGUUACAAGCUGUGUGAUUAAUUGCAGCCUUUGCGAUUAGCUAAUUGCAUUAGUUCAAAUUUGAUUUCAAUUAAAAAUCGAUAAAUCUUUCAGCCCUCAUGGGAAGUGCCUUAUCAGAGUGUGUGUGUGUGUGUGUGUGUGACGUGUGUGUGCAGGUUUGCAGUGUGACUCUUGUGUAUUUGUUAAUAGUGGGAUUUCAGUCUGACGAAUAGAACAAAUUUACUUUGUCAAAAUAAUUGCCUUGUGUGUUGCUGUCUACUAAUACAGAACUGCAGAAAACAUAUCCAUGUAAGGAUUAUACAAGCAAUAACAGAUAACACUGCAUCACAACCUCAGACUACACCGCUAAUGGAUGUUGUUGUGUUGCGGCUCCAGCUCUCAGUUAAUGAUGACUUUUAAAAAGGUCACAGUGCUCAAUUGUACAGAUCAAUGGCUGUGUUUCAUGUUUUGGACUUGGCAUGCGGGUUAACACGUAAUUAUUAUCUACCGGGUGUUGAUUUACAGUAGGUGUACAGUGUUGCCGCUUUGGAUAAAAGCGCCUGCUAAAUGAUUUAAUGUAAAUGUAUUGCAGAUUAUGGGAAAUAAAGGACUCUUGUUUUGUA
Molecule: messenger RNA, 2015 nt
Organism: Alosa sapidissima (American shad)
Lineage: Eukaryota; Metazoa; Chordata; Actinopteri; Clupeiformes; Clupeidae
Gene: echdc3
Product: enoyl CoA hydratase domain containing 3
Exons: 5
Coding region: 93-986 (297 amino acids)
Cellular component (GO): mitochondrion
Molecular function (GO): hydro-lyase activity
Source: RefSeq, a predicted model, not a curated record